AUGUCGAUUUACGGCGUAAAUCAACCUCAUUCUAUGUUCCAGACCCUUGUCACCUGUGACGAUGCCGCCGCUCUCGAGCUGGCAAAGACCACCGCCACCAAGUUCGCCGCCGACGUGAUGAACAUUCGAAAGAGUGAGGACAUUCACGAGCUCACCAAUUGGAUUUCAGAGGAUCUCGUGUUCAAUAUGUGUGAUAGCCGUCACUUCGUUGCGCUCGUCACUCAAUCGCUCAUCGACGAGACCAAAUACCCAAAGGAUCUCACUUUGGAGGUGGAGAACGCGUUCACCCGUGAGGACAUUCUCUCGAUGAUUGUCAAGGCGAACGGAUUCGUUUUCGAGACUGACGACAAGCUGAUUCUGGAGUUUAAGAAGCAGGAAGACGGCACGUACAAACUGUCGUACGGUACCAUCACCACGUGUACCUAUCAGUAA
This is a messenger RNA of Caenorhabditis remanei, 432 nucleotides long. RefSeq lists its product as uncharacterized. The transcript has 2 exons. The coding region runs from base 1 to 432 and encodes 143 amino acids. The record is from RefSeq and is a predicted model, not a curated record. Lineage: Eukaryota; Metazoa; Nematoda; Chromadorea; Rhabditida; Rhabditidae.